Molecule: messenger RNA, 2650 nt
Organism: Pimephales promelas (fathead minnow)
Lineage: Eukaryota; Metazoa; Chordata; Actinopteri; Cypriniformes; Leuciscidae
Gene: gng7
Product: guanine nucleotide binding protein (G protein), gamma 7
Biological process (GO): G protein-coupled receptor signaling pathway
Cellular component (GO): heterotrimeric G-protein complex
Molecular function (GO): G-protein beta-subunit binding
Source: RefSeq, a predicted model, not a curated record
CUGGGUCGAUGAACCGCUGCACGUAAAGUGUUCUUCUUAAACCGCCCGGCAGCUCAAAACCCCCCAAAAUCCAAUCGAGCAGCGAAACAGUUCACCGACGGACGCAACCAAACCCGUAGGCACCCGAUGAGGGUGGAGAGGGCAGAGCUGGCGAAACUGAUUGGUUUUCGAUUUUAACGGAGAGCCGCCUUAUUUGACUCAGCACCGACUCAGGUUUUUCCCAGGAGAGAAAAGCAAGUUUGUGUGCGAGAACGCUGUCACCGGUGGUGGGGGGACUGACUGGGUGGACACUGGUACACGGAGGGGGUGGUGUUUGUUUAGAAGGGGGGGUAACAAUCUGCGCGAACCUGGCCCUUUAAAUUACCUCCACAACCACUGUAGACGCGACAAGUCAACUUACCUGCAGGUACCCGAGCCAGCUUUGGUCUACAGCCUCUCCAUCAUCCAGAAUUUUCUCAUUUUACUCGGCACGAUAACCGAUGGCAGAGAAUGUCGACGAGUAAUAACAUAGCCCAGGCCAGGAAGUUGGUGGAGCAGCUGAGGAUCGAGGCAGGCUUCGAACGUAUUAAGGUGUCUAAGGCUGCUGCAGACCUCAUGAGUUACUGUGAGCAACAUGCCCGCAGCGACCCUCUGCUGGUGGGGGUUCCCACCUCGGAGAAUCCUUUCAAAGACAAGAAGCCUUGCAUCAUUCUAUAGCUACUCUGUCUAGCCCAGCUAUCCCAGUCCCACUUUAACCGAUGCCCAUCCCCAGGCAAUGGGCAAUUCAGUCCAACAAUUCUUUUUACCUGGUAUUCUCCAGCAAAAUAAACGCCACGCUCUCUCGGUAAAAACAAAAAGGGGCAAUAUCCGUAUUACCUAGCGUCAUGUAGCCCGGCGUUGAGUGAAUCUAGAUGAAUGAAUCUGCACAGUACGUUCAUGCAUAUAGACGCACUUAACUGGAGGUGGCAGAUUUGGAAUUUCUAAACCGUUUUAAAAGAUUACUCGGAGACUCCAGCAUGUUUUUCAGUGCAGCGGCUGACCUUGUUACCAUAGGUGAUGGAGGAGAGUAAAGGAAGACAGUCAUGGUUAUGCUGACUGACUAGCUGGCUAGCCCAGUCACACUGUGGUAAACGUGGUAAAUCGUAUUAACCCUGCAUUGUUACGUCGAAUCUGCAAGCUAAAGGUUUAUUUUAGAUUUGUAUGGCCAAAAUUUAAUCCAGGUAUGCUUACCUUUAUCACAAUAGCACAUUUCAUAUUUUACAAAGGGAUUCAAGACAUUAACCAGAGUUGCCAAUAUUUUUACUUUUUUUGUUUUGUUUGUGAGCUGUUGUUCUUUUUUUAUCGAUUAAAACUCAUUAGGUUUAAUGCUUUGUUUUUUUUUCUUCUAAUGUUUAUACUAUAUUUCAGAAUCCUCAAACAUUAAGUUAUAAAGGAAUGGUUUUAUAUAAUGGAGAAAAUAUAUUUACCUAAUACUAUCCUUCCCAACCCCCUCCUUGAGUGCAGUUCUGUAUAAAAAUUGAGAAAUAUUAAUGUGAUAUUCAAAAAAAAAAAGUUGGUCAAAUUUAUUGAAAGCUGAAGGCCAAAAUUUGGUAUCAAAUAAUAAUACAUUUUUACAAUCCUGAUAGCAGAGGCUUGGAAAUGCCUCGUAGAAUUGCGUCAUUUUAAAGUCGAAGCCCCUGCAAAGGCCAUUUUUGUUUUUUCUCUGAAACCAAACUUGAUUGUAAAAUCCAUACAGAAGGAAAAAAAAUGUAUAAACUUUCUUUUGGAUAUCUUCAGAGGUGUUAACUUUGAGAAUAGCUGUUUGGAUUUGUUUGUUCCAAUUUCUUCUUUCUAUGGAAACAUGGAAUCUGGUCAUUGAGUAUGAAACUGUACAGUGUUUGAUAACUAAAGCUCAUUCUUUCUUUCUUUUGUGGAUGUUUUAUCUUUUUGUAAUCUUUGUGUAAAAUUUUCGUUUCUUCCAUCAUUCAUAUUUAACCAUUGAGUUAGUCCUGUGUCAGGCGAGGCAAAAGACACGAGCAAAGGAUUUGAUGGACUUGUACAUGUGAUGGGUUACCUGCUUCCUGUGAGGGAAUGUGGAACAGAUUGUUAACACAAUGCCCACACAAGGUGCUUAAGGCUUUGCUCGAGGCUCGUUUCAUGAGUCUAUCUAAAGGGCAAGACGUUCAGCCUUAUGCAACAGGCCGUUGGGUUUGGCUCGGCCUGAGCAGUCACAUGCAGAAGAUGAGUGGCAAGGUCAACCCACAACUCUAAUUGUCUAAUGUCACUCAGCACAUGAUGCUCGCAGGGAUCUGAGAGUCUUUCGGCCCCCGAGAGUGACUGUUUUGCAUGUGACAUGAUCCCCAAACAGUCACUCACAGUAUUCAGAUAAGUGCUAAAAACAGAAUUCCCCCACUGCCCGCUUCGUAUGCUGGAAAAUAACAACAUAGCGCAGGAAAAAGGGUCUCGUUGUGGGACAGAGGGGUUUUGUGCUCCCUGCGGUCCAUGGGAUGCUAUCAUCAGCUCCUGUAUUAAGAAUGACUAAGGCGGGGGAAGGUCACGAGAUGCUAUGUGUCAUCCAGCAGGUCAGCGAACAACAGAAUUGCUCAGUGGACAGAGCUGCUCCAGUGACAUCACUUCCUGUCAAUCCAAAACGGAGCAGUAUAGUGUCUUUUUGCAUUUCUGCAGAUGGGUA